CCCAGUUCCUUCAGCAUCGACCUAGUCGUGCUGCGCCGCCACGGCCGGCCGGCCGCCCGGCCUUCUGCCCAGGUCCUCGGCCUGCUGCCUGGCCUUCUGCUCAGCUGGUCAGCUCCUCGGCCGGCCUCCUUGCUUCUAUUCCUCCGUAUAGGAAGUCCAGCAACAAGAUGGCUGAUCGACGUUGCUUGUCUGAGCGACAAGGCCAUCAUCUGCAAUCAAAUGGUGCAAUUGAUCUUGAAGUUGAUGGUGGGACUACAGGUCUUCAUCCAGAAAUAGGAAUCACAAAAGGUAACUCUCGAGCCAAAUGGAGUCACCAAAUGAAGCUGUACCUUAUUAAACUCCUAAAAGAUCACGAUGUGCCUGGUUUUCGGACACAGAAUGCUUGGAGCAAGGAGGCAUGGAAUAAUAUUCUUCAUCAACUCAAUCAAAAGUUUGAUCAGUCAUUUACUCUCAACCAAGUCAAACAGAAGGAGCAAGAUCUGAAGAGAGACUAUCAUACUGUGAAAAAGUUGUUGGAUGUAAGUGGCUUUGGAUGGGAUAAGGACAGAAAAAUGGUAGACGCACCUGAUAGUGUUUGGGCAAGCUUUACUGCUCGUACGAACAGCAAGGAUGCUCUCCAAUGGAAAGAAAGAUCAUUUCCCUUUUAUGAAGAAUUAGCUCCACUCUAUGAAGAUGACUUCAACAUAAUAUUCACAAUUCCAUUGUAA
This is a messenger RNA of Triticum aestivum (bread wheat), 707 nucleotides long. RefSeq lists its product as uncharacterized. The record is from RefSeq and is a predicted model, not a curated record. Bases 168 to 707 code for a protein of 179 amino acids. NCBI's taxonomy places the organism in Eukaryota, Viridiplantae, Streptophyta, Magnoliopsida, Poales, Poaceae. The transcript is spliced from 3 exons.